GUAGAGUUCGCGAAUUUUCCCGAACGCCUCGCGUGAGUUUCCGGCAGAGGACAGAUCCGGCGUCUAACGUAGUGCAAUAUUAUAAAAAAAAGACUGUUUUUAAAGGUUGUGCAUACUCGAUUUGUUUCGUGAAGUGUCCGUGAUGUCCGUGUUGUGUUAUAAUAAAAGCUGCGGCCAGCGGUUUGAUCCAGAAAACAAUCCUGAAGAUGCAUGCACGUACCAUCCAGGAGUUCCUGUGUUCCAUGACGCUCUGAAGGGUUGGUCGUGUUGUAAGAGACGGACCACAGACUUCUCGGAUUUUCUUAGUAUUGUGGGCUGCACUAAAGGUCCUCAUAACAGCGAGAAGCCGCUGGAACCCGUGAAACCGGACGUGAAGGUCUCUGGAGAGAAGAAAGAGCUGGAGGACCUCAAACCCAGGUUUAACGAGUACGUCAUCCAGGCGCCCAAACCUCUGGAGUUCAUACAGAGACCCAGCUCUGAAGAGCCGCUGGUGGAGCUGCGCAGGAAAGUGUCUCCGUCUCUCAGUCAGGCGCUCGAGAAGCUCAGACUCGCAGGCGCUGAGCAGCCUGAAGAAAAAGACGAGGAAGGAGGUGAGGUCAAAAUUGGGACGACAUGUAAAAAUGGAGGCUGCUCGAAGACAUACAACGGACCGAAGUCUGAUGAGGAGAUGUGUUUAUAUCAUCCCGGGACGCCCAUCUUCCACGAAGGGAUGAAGUACUGGAGCUGCUGUAAGAGGAAGACGUCAGAUUUUAACUCCUUCCUGUCUCAGGAGGGCUGUAAUAAAGGAUCACACCAGUGGAGGAAAGACACGGGAAAGAAAGUGGCUCCGUGUAGAUUUGAUUGGCACCAGACAGGAAGUCAGGUGACCAUGUCCAUCUAUGCAAAGAACUCGAACCCUGAGCUCUGUUCUGUGGAAGCGAACAGCGUCUCGCUGAAAAUACAUCUAAACUUUGAGGGAGAUAAAGAAUUUGAGCUGAAGAUGAAUCUGUGGGGCGUAAUUGACAUCAGUAAGAGUGUCGUUAAUAUGAUGGCUGCUAAAGUGGAGGUAGUCAUGAAGAAGGCGGAGCCUAUGGCCUGGGCCCGGCUGGACCUGCCGCCUCCGAAGCCUGAACCGACCAAUGAGAAGACAGAGAAUCAAGACGGAGCGCGAGUGAACGCUUGACGAGGCAGACGGCCGUGAUUAAGUGCUCAGACGCUCACAGACAGCAGUGAUCAGUGAUGAAACCUGCGGGUCUGUGUCACCUUACACUCACCACACACUGUUCAACUAGGAAACAAAGAGAGAUUAUUUAUUUAAUUAAUUGGAGUUCAUAAAAAUCAUAAUGUGGAUUCAUGUCGGAUGAGCACAACAACAGUAGACUAUUUAAUUUGAUGUGAAUGAAAAGCUGUCCUAAAUCACUAUCAAGUUAUCAAUGGUAAAAAUAUAGUAAAUUAGUUGUUUUUAAAGGGAUACUCCACCCCAAAAUGAAAGUUUUGUCAUUAAUUACUUACCCCCAUGUCAUUCCAAACCCGUGAAAGCUUUGUUUGUCUU
Messenger RNA from Cyprinus carpio (common carp), 1531 nucleotides. RefSeq names its product cysteine and histidine rich domain containing 1a (gene chordc1a). Lineage: Eukaryota; Metazoa; Chordata; Actinopteri; Cypriniformes; Cyprinidae. The record is from RefSeq and is a predicted model, not a curated record.